AUGACAGACUCUGUAUGGGACCAACAUAAGGCCAUGCGCGCUUCGUCGCCUCAAAUCACGGGUCGACGAGAAUCUGAGCCCGGUUUCACGGACUCCUCUACGCCCAAAGCGCUGGACAUCGCUGUACCCGGUGGAUUCCGCCGUCACCACGUUCAAACAGCUCCCCGACCUGUUGUGUCCAAAGCGCUGCGUGACCAGAUCAUCGACCGCAUCAACAGCGUCUACGACCCGUUCAUUGGCAACAUCUUGAGUCAAGACAAUGACGAAUACGACGAGAUGAACGUCGAGGACCGUGUACGUAGUCUGCUAAUGACACCGCCGCCAAUGACUCUGCCAGCACAUCGUCUAAGGCCCCGAGAAUUGGGAACACCGACGGAGAAAACGGAGCUAAUCCAGACGCAGUCGACCCCACCGAAGUCGAAAGAUAGUGACAAAACAACAACGUUGUGGCAUGCCUUACUGACUUUGCUCAAGUCGUUUGUGGGGACGGGAAUCUUGUUUCUACCCGAUGGAUUCCGUAGUGGUGGCAUUCUCUUCUCGCCUCUAUGUUUGACCUUCGUGGCGGCGUUGACUCUAUACGCAAUGUUGCGCUUGUUGCAGUGCCGAGAGCUGGUCGGUGGCACGUACGGUCAUGUCGGGUUUAAGGCUUAUGGUUCAUGGGGCCGCAGGAUGGUGCAAGUGUCAAUCAUCAUGAUGCAAGCAGGCUUCUGCUGCACGUAUGUGAUUUUCGUGGCUCAAAACAUGGCUGAAGUGCUGGAUUUCUGGGGCUACCGUGUGGAUACGUCUCUGCUUAUCUUGUUGCAAAUUGCUGUGUACAUUCCGCUGUCUUGGAUCCGAUACAUCAGCUACUUUUCCAUCAGCAACCUCAUCGCUGAUGUGUUUAUCUUGUACGGUUUGGCCUUCAUCUUGGGCAACAGCUUUUGGCAAUUGGCAACUCAAGGACCUGCAAAGGACGUGGUGCUUUUCAACCAGAAUGAUUAUCCGGUUUUUAUUGGAACUUCAAUUUUUACAUUUGAGGGGAUUGGCUUGGUGUUGCCUACACAAAGUUCGUUGAAUCAGGCGCGUCAGAAACGUUUUCCACGUUUGCUUUCUUGGACAGUGGUCGGUUUGCUCUUCUUCUACUCGUUCUUUGCUGGCUUCAACUAUAUUACGUUUGGUAGUGGCAUUACACCUAUGGUCACGUCCAGUCUGCCACGUAAUGGCUGGUCCAGCUCGGUGCAGUUCGGAUACGCGUUUGCACAACUUUUGUCGUAUCCUUUGUUCCUGUUCCCUGCUGUGAAAAUCAUGGAGGAAAUGUUGGGUUUCCCCCGACGUGCGUCGGGUCAGAAGGUGGCAAAGAACUGUUUCCGAGCUGUGGCUGUGCUUGCUACCAUUUGCAUCGCGUACUUCGGUCAAGAUCGUCUCGAUCUCUUCGUGUCUAUCGUCGGUGCUUUUUGCUGUGUUCCGUUGAGUUUGGUGUAUCCACCGCUGUUCUACAUGAAGUUGAACCCCAACUCGUCGUGGAUGGACAAGAUUGUCGACUCGUUCGUGAUCGUCGUGGGCUUGCUCACGUUCUUCUACGUCACGUACUCGAACCUCCAGUCGUGGAGCAAGUAG
Messenger RNA from Phytophthora infestans T30-4, 1596 nucleotides. Its product is annotated as vacuolar amino acid transporter, putative. The record is from RefSeq and is a predicted model, not a curated record. The transcript has 3 exons. Gene Ontology annotation, molecular function: amino acid transmembrane transporter activity. The coding region runs from base 1 to 1596 and encodes 531 amino acids. Gene Ontology annotation, biological process: amino acid transmembrane transport. Lineage: Eukaryota; Oomycota; Peronosporomycetes; Peronosporales; Peronosporaceae.